GUUUCUACUGCGCCAUGUCCCUACUCCUCAUGGCGGCUGGUUGGCUCGCCUCCUUCCUCACGUGCACUCGCAUGCAACUCCAUGCUGCAACUUUUCUCUUGCCCUGCUUGCUUGAGUCUUACUCCUCUCCUCUUGCAACUUCUGGUCUUGGAAAGCGCACGAGGCUCGAUGUUCCAUGAUCUCAACUCUUGUGACGUCCUUCUUGUCCCAUAUCAACCUUACACGUCUACAACCUCAACAAUGCCAGUCUGCAACUAUUCUUGUUCCUGUGCAUUUCCUUUUCCCUAUCAUUUUGAACUGCAUUCAGCUUUCCCUCAAGUUUGUCAUCUAUGUGAGUCAUGAUACAUGCGCUACAUUCACUUUCAUCGCUUCGCCUGACACCUUCACUCCCUGUGAAUCCUCAUUUCUAGUAUCUGAUGUCGCCACAUGAUCCUCAUCUUCAGUGUCACGCGUCUACUUCUAAAUUCUGUCUAAACCUUGCUUUGUCCUAAAUGCUCUUAUCCCCCUGCUGUUUUCUGCUGCUUUCCACAAACACUUGUUCUCAUAUGGGAGCUUUCUGACAUUCAAGGCAUGGCAUGUUUUGAUUUCGACUGACCAAAUUUUUUUGUUAGGCUGUUACACAGCUUCGGCCUCGACCUAACUUGCUCUAUUUUUAUUGCCAACUAACCACACAUUCCAAGCCUCAUUUUACCUGGGUGAAGUCCCACGCUAUAUUGUUUCAAGUUCACACUCCUCUUAUUCUUGGCUCCUCAAAGGCAACACCAGACCUUCUUUUCCUAUCUAAAAUUGCACUCGUUUUACUUGCAAGUAUCAGCAACGCCAAUCCUUAUCGGAGCUAUGGGUUCCGGUGGCGAUGGAUGCGUGCAGCAAGCAGCUAGCAUUUCUUCCGUAGCCCAAUGGCAGCCA
This is a messenger RNA of Guillardia theta CCMP2712, 906 nucleotides long. RefSeq lists its product as hypothetical. The record is from RefSeq and is a predicted model, not a curated record. The transcript has a single exon. The coding region runs from base 15 to 179 and encodes 54 amino acids. NCBI's taxonomy places the organism in Eukaryota, Cryptophyceae, Pyrenomonadales, Geminigeraceae.